Molecule: messenger RNA, 3969 nt
Organism: Erinaceus europaeus (western European hedgehog)
Lineage: Eukaryota; Metazoa; Chordata; Mammalia; Eulipotyphla; Erinaceidae
Gene: NOS2
Product: nitric oxide synthase 2
Exons: 26
Coding region: 33-3509 (1158 amino acids)
Biological process (GO): nitric oxide biosynthetic process
Molecular function (GO): FMN binding; NADP binding; nitric-oxide synthase activity
Source: RefSeq, a predicted model, not a curated record
CUACAGUGAAAACCUCCACAUUAGCAGCAGAGAUGGCCUGUCCCUGGAAGUUUCUGUUUAAGGCCAAAUCCCACCAAUAUGAUUUGUCUGAGGAAAUAGAUACCAACAACAACUACAUGGGAAAAGCUAUCCGAACUCUCUCCAGUCCAGUGACACAGGAUGACCCCAAGUGUCACAGCCAUGGCAAGCAGUGGAAGGAGUCUUCUCAACCCCCCAGGGGGACAGAAAAGAAGUCUCCAGAAUCUCAAGUCAAGCCAGAUGUGCUGCCAUUGGCAUGUACCCAGACUGUGAGGAUCAAGAACUGGGGCAACGGAAUGAGUUUCCAAGACACACUGCACCACAAAGCCAAAAGGAAUCUCUCUUGCAAGUCCAAGUCUUGCCAGGGAGCCAUCAUGAAUGCCAAAAGUUUGACCAGGGGACCUAAGGACAAGCCUACCUCCCCAGAUGAACUUCUACCUCAAGCUAUUGAAUUUGUCAACCAGUAUUACAACUCCUUCAAAGAUGCAAAAAUAGAGGAACAUCUGGCCAGGGUGGAAGCAGUAACAAAGGAAAUAGAAACAACAGGAACCUACCAGCUGACGGAAGAUGAGCUCAUCUAUGCCACAAAGCUAGCCUGGCGCAAUGCCCCCCGCUGCAUAGGGAGGAUCCAGUGGUCCAACCUCGAGGUCUUUGAUGCUCGGAGCUGUACCACUGCCCGGGAAAUGUUUGAGCACAUCUGUAGACACCUACGCUAUGCCACCAACAAUGGCAACAUCAGGUCUGCCAUCACCGUAUUCCCCCAGCGCACUGAUGGGAAGCAUGACUUCCGGGUCUGGAAUGCUCAGCUCAUCCGGUAUGCCGGCUACCAGAUGCCUGACGGCACCAUCACAGGGGACCCUGCCAGCGUGGAGUUCACCCAGCUCUGCAUCGACCUGGGCUGGAAGCCCAAGUAUGGACGCUUCGAUGUGGUGCCACUGGUCCUGCAGGCUAAUGGCCAAGACCCUGAGCUCUUUGAAAUUCCCCCUGACCUAGUGCUCGAGGUGCCCAUGGAACAUCCUAAGUAUGAGUGGUUCCAGGAGCUAGAGCUAAGGUGGUACGCGCUGCCUGCAGUGGCCAACAUGCUGCUGGAAGUGGGUGGCCUAGAGUUCCCAGGCUGCCCUUUCAAUGGCUGGUACAUGGGCACAGAGAUUGGGGUCCGAGACUUCUGUGAUGUCCAGCGCUACAACAUCCUAGAGGAAGUGGGCAGAAGGAUGGGCCUGGAAACACACAAGCUGGCCUCACUCUGGAAAGACCGGGCUGUGGUCGAGAUCAAUGUUGCUGUGCUCCACAGUUUCCAGAAGCACAAUGUGACCAUCAUGGACCACCACUCGGCUGCAGAGUCUUUCAUGAAGUACAUGCAGAAUGAGUACCGAACCCGAGGGGGCUGCCCCGCCGACUGGAUUUGGCUGGUCCCCCCAAUGUCGGGGAGCAUCACCCCUGUGUUCCACCAGGAGAUGAUCAAUUAUAUCCUGUCGCCUUUCUUCUACUACCAGGUGGAUGCCUGGAAGACCCACACCUGGCAGGACCAGAAGCGGAAACCCCACAGAAGAGAGAUUCAGUUCAAAGUCUUGGCUAAAGCCGUACUCUUCACCUCUAUCCUAAUGCACAAAUCCAUGGCAUCCCGAGUCAGAGCCACAAUCCUCUACGCAACAGAAACAGGAAAAUCAGAAACGCUGGCACGGGACCUGGGGACCUUGUUCAGCUGUGCCUUCAACCCCAAGGUCCUCUGCAUGGACGAGUACUCGCUGAGCAGCCUGGAGGAGGAACAGCUGCUGUUGGUGGUGACCAGCACAUUUGGGAAUGGGGACUCCCCCAGCAAUGGAGAGAAACUGAAGAAAUCCCUCUUCAUGCUGAAAAAGCUCGCCAAUAAGUUCAGGUAUGCUGUGUUUGGUCUUGGCUCCAGCAUGUACCCUCAAUUCUGCGCCUUUGCUCAUGACAUCGACCAGAAGUUGUCCCACCUGGGGGCCUUUCAGCUCACCCCAAUAGGGGAAGGAGAUGAGCUCACUGGACAGGAAGAGGCCUUCCGAGGCUGGGCCGUGCAAACCUUCAAGGCAGCCUGUGAGAUAUUUGAUGUCCAAGGCAGGAACCACAUUCAGAUCCCCAAGCUCUACACCUCCAAUGCAAACUGGGACCCGAACCACUACAGGCUGGUGCAGGACUCACAGCCCUUGGAUCUCAUCAAAGCUCUCAGCAAGAUGCACUCCAAGAAUGUAUUCACCCUGAGGCUCAAAUCCCAGCGGAAUCUACAGAGUCCGAAAUCCAGCCACACCAUCCUCUUGGUGGAACUCUGCUCUGAGAGCAACCAGGGUCUGAGCUACCUGCCUGGAGAACACCUCGGGGUCUUCCCAAGCAACCAGCCGGUGCUGGUCCAAGGCAUUUUGGAGAGAGUGGUGGAUGGCCCUGCACCGCACCAACCUGUGUACCUGGAGAACCUGGAUGAGACUGGCAGCUACUGGACCAAGGACAAGCGGCUACCCUCCUGUUCCCUCAGCCAGGCCCUCACCUACUUCCUGGACAUCACCACCCCCCCAAGCCAGCUGCUUUUGCGAAAACUGGCCCAGCUCACCACCGACGGGGCUGAGAGGCAGAGGCUGGAGGAGCUGUGCCAGCCCUCAGAAUACAACAAGUGGAAGUUUGCCAACAGCCCCACCUUCCUGGAGGUGCUGGAGGAGUUCCCGUCCCUGCAGGUGCCUGCUGGCUUCCUGCUCUCCCAGCUCCCUCUGCUGAAGCCCCGGUACUACUCCAUCAGCUCCUCCAGGGAGCACAUACCCACUGAGGUCCACCUCACCGUGGCUGUGCUCACCUACCGGACCCGAGGUGGCCAGGGCCCCCUGCACCAUGGCGUCUGCAGCACAUGGCUCAGCAGCCUAGAGCCCCAAGCCCCAGUGCCCUGCUUCGUGCGCAGUGCCAGCAGCUUCCAGCUCCCCAAGGACGCCUCCCAGCCUUGCAUCCUCAUCGGACCAGGCACAGGCAUCGCUCCCUUCCGCAGUUUCUGGCAGCAGCGACUCUAUGAAGCUGAAAACAAAGGCCUCCAGGGGGGCCGCAUGACCCUGGUGUUCGGGUGCCGCCACCCGGAUGAAGACCACCUCUACAGAGAGGAGAUGCUGGAGAUGGCCCGGAAAGGGGUCCUGCAUGAGGUGCACACAGCCUAUUCUCGCCUGCCCGGCCAGCCCAAGGUCUAUGUCCAGGACCUGCUGCGACAGCAGCUGGCCAGUGAGGUGCUCCGUGUUCUCCACGAGGAGCAGGGCCACCUCUACAUCUGUGGGGGUGUGCGUAUGGCCCGAGACGUGGCCUGCACCCUGAAGCAGCUGGUGGCAUCCAGGCUCAGCUUGAGCGAGGAGCAGGUGGAGGAUUACUUCUUCCAGCUGAAGAGCCAGAAGCGCUAUCAUGAAGAUAUCUUUGGUGCCGUGUUUCCCUACGAAGUGAAAAAGGAUGAGGCAGCGGGGCAGCCCUGCCAUCCCAGUGCUCCAGCGGCCCACACGAGGGGCUGAAAGUACAGGCACAGAAUCUAAUGAUGGAAGCGGCUCUCCAUCACCCACCAUCACAGGGCCUGGGGCGGUGGGGGAGCCUAUGUCGCCGCACUUCCCGUCUUAUGUCCCUGUCUCCUUACUCCUCCAAGUGCCUGACUUGACUUGCUACCACAUAGCAGCUUGGACUGAGUGCAGCUUCCUUUGAGCCCACCCUCCCCAGAUGAUGGAGGGUUAGGACCUUCCCCUGUCCUUGGAGAGACUGAUUCUAAAGCAAGGAACCUUCUUCUGGUUGCAUCAUGUCCAGUGACCACCAGGAGGCGCUGUCACGCCACCCUGCAUUUAGCUGCUCUGUGUACAGUUAUUUUUAUUUAUGUCUCUGUAUUUAAAACAAAACAACCCUGUUUGCUCCUGAGUACUCAUACCUUCUCUGUCUGGCUCCUUGAUGGAGAUAUGUAUUAAAUAUAUUUUUAUUUUAACCACA